AUGGGAAGAAAGUCGUUUCAAACGGAAAUGGAAGUGAGUGGAAGAAUUUCGGUGGAACCAACCGAUAAUAUCUUACGGCUUAAAUCUGUAAGCACUGAAGAUAUGCAAAAGGAACUUACUAAGCUUAAAGGCGAUCAAAAGCAAAAUGCUGUAACGGACACUUUGGCUGCAUUAGUGUAUGAUAUUGAUGCUACCGCUGAAGUACUACGACGUGGUUCAAUGAAAAAGAAGCAAACCACUGGAGAGGAAGUAAUCACUGGAUACAAUUUACGUAUUACACCUGGACCGGAAGAAGAAAUACCUAUUCCAUCACCAAAACAGCACCAUGCAACAGAGAAUAAUUUUACAUUGGAACGAGUUUCUCGAGAUUAUGGUGUUGACAUUUCUGAAUCGCAAAUGAAUAGUAUUAAAAAACGUGCCCGAUCUGAAACACCACGACGGAUGAUUAAUAUUGAGAGUUCACCAGCCAGUUCAGCAGCAAUUUGUGCAUUUUGUUCAGAAAAAAUUGAUGGUCCAAUUAUAACAGCAUUAGCACCAAAUUCAUAUUAUGCACAAAAGUUCCAUCCCUAUCAUUUCAUGUGUACUUAUUGUCAAAAGGCAUUAAAUUUACGUGGCACUUAUCGAGAACAUGAACGAAAACCAUACUGUCAUGAAUGCUUCUAUCGUUUAUACAAUGGCCUCAUUUAUUCGCCAGAUGAAAAACAAGCCAGAAUUGAAAAAUUAAUUUAG
This is a messenger RNA of Brugia malayi, 729 nucleotides long. RefSeq lists its product as uncharacterized. The transcript is spliced from 7 exons. The record is from RefSeq and is a predicted model, not a curated record. The coding region runs from base 1 to 729 and encodes 242 amino acids. Lineage: Eukaryota; Metazoa; Nematoda; Chromadorea; Rhabditida; Onchocercidae.